AUGUCCAAGCCAAGCCAGCUAUUCUUGCUAGCCGACCACAUCAAGUUGUCGCUACUAGAGCGCCAGCGGGCAAAGAGCCUCGACCUCGACGACAGCGACACCCAAGACGGCCACUUAUCGCGAUCGCUCGAUCAGUUCCGCACCGGUCUCGCGGCUCUGCGGCAGGAAAAGGCGCGCGUGGAGCAGACGGACGAUCAAAGCGCGGCAAAGUCCAUCGAAAACGAAUUGGCCAUACUGCAGAAACAGUACGAUGACCUGACAGCUCAGUUCCACGGCUUCUCAAACCCUGCCUCGGAAGCAACCCUGAACCACGCAAACUCGGACGCGCUCACCGAUGACUUUGCCCACGCCGCUUCAACGUCUCCCGUCUCCCACAAGCCCAAAACCGUCCGCUUCACCGACACGCCGUCGUCCCCGUCCGACCAGUUGUUCAAGCCCUACAGCGACGACCCGAACCAUGACUCGGCCGGUUACCGUGACCAGUCCGCAGACAUGACCAACCAGCAGCUGCACGAGUACCACUCGCAGAUCCUCGACAAUCAGGAUGAGCAACUCGACCGGCUGGGGGAGUCGAUUGGCCGCCAGCGCGAGCUCAGCAUGCAAAUUGGCGACGAGCUGGAUAGCCACGUCGCCAUGCUGGACGAGGUCGAGGCCGUUACAGAUCGCCAUCAGGGUCGCCUGGAUCGUGCAAAGAAUACCCUGGGCAGGGUGGCUAGAGGUGCCGGCGAAAACAAACAGAUGACUGCCAUUGUUGUCCUCAUCAUCAUUCUCGUCCUCCUAAUCGCUAUCUUGAAAUGA
Hirsutella rhossiliensis is the source of this 798-nucleotide messenger RNA. Its product is annotated as SNARE domain-containing protein. The record is from RefSeq and is a predicted model, not a curated record. NCBI's taxonomy places the organism in Eukaryota, Fungi, Ascomycota, Sordariomycetes, Hypocreales, Ophiocordycipitaceae. Gene Ontology annotation, biological process: intracellular protein transport; vesicle fusion. The transcript has 2 exons. The coding region runs from base 1 to 798 and encodes 265 amino acids. Gene Ontology annotation, cellular component: endomembrane system; SNARE complex. Gene Ontology annotation, molecular function: SNARE binding; SNAP receptor activity.